GAAAAGGAUAAAGAGGGAAAAAAAAGAUGCGAAAUUAAAUAUGGUAAUUACUUAUGAUAACACAAGCAGGUGGCACAGGGAGUGAGUGAGUGGAAGCUGCAAAGUGAAGUGUGAAAGCAAAAGAAGCAGCAGAGAGCAGAUCGGCGAUGGCGGUUUCCUUACCCAUUCUGGUCAUCCUCAUCGCCCUCCACCUCAUCGCCUUCGUCUUCGCCGUAGGCGCCGAACGACGUCGCAGCGCCGCGAAAGUGGUUCCCGAUGAGUAUGACGACAGAACUUACUGUGUUUACACCACCGAUGCCUCCACAGUGUACGGCCUCUCCGCCUUCUUUCUCCUAUUAAUCAGCCACGCCAUCGUUAACGCCCUCACCAGAUGCCUCUGCUGCGGCAAGGGCCUCGUCUCCGGCGCCCGCUCCACCUGUGCCGUCUUUCUCUUCAUUUUCUCUUGGAUUAGUUUUCUGGGAGCAGAGUCAUGCUUGUUGGCAGGUUCUGCGAGGAACGCAUAUCACACAAAAUACAGAGGGUAUUUUGGGGUAAAUGACUUGUCCUGCGCCACCCUCCGCAAGGGGGUGUUCGCCGCCGGUGCUGCCCUUACUUUGAUCUCCAUGUUGGCCUCCAUUUUGUACUAUUGGGCUCACUCCAAGGCUGAUACUGGUGGCUGGGAGAAGCACCACAAUGAGGGCAUUGUAUUAGCUACCCACCAGCAACAAGGUUCUGACUUUGGCAAGGCCUGAAACUUUGUUUUAUUGCUUUCAUUCACAUCUGAAACAGGGUUAAUUUGCACAAGGGUGCGCUUUUUUCUUUUUUUUUUGUUAGAUAUGGAUAUGGGGGUGUUAGGGUUUAAGGGAAGGAAAAUGUUCUCAGAUCGUUGUCUACUGCUUUUUAAUUUUGGAGAAUAUGUAAUUCAAUAUUUAUGCUGUAUAAUAGGAGAAUGCCUGAAACAAUUUAGCUUGAUGGUGAUAACUAUUGCUGUUCAAUGUUCAUACUUAAUAUAUAUUCUACUAUCUAGUUUGAAAA
This is a messenger RNA of Arachis stenosperma, 1014 nucleotides long. RefSeq lists its product as uncharacterized. The record is from RefSeq and is a predicted model, not a curated record. Lineage: Eukaryota; Viridiplantae; Streptophyta; Magnoliopsida; Fabales; Fabaceae. The transcript is spliced from 3 exons. The coding region runs from base 147 to 731 and encodes 194 amino acids.